This is a messenger RNA of Cladophialophora psammophila CBS 110553, 522 nucleotides long. RefSeq lists its product as uncharacterized. The record is from RefSeq and is a predicted model, not a curated record. Lineage: Eukaryota; Fungi; Ascomycota; Eurotiomycetes; Chaetothyriales; Herpotrichiellaceae. Bases 1 to 522 code for a protein of 173 amino acids. The transcript has a single exon.
AUGGAAACUUUGCAAAGAUAUUGGGCCUCCCUGCACAAGAGCCGAAGAAAGAGAAAAGAGGCCCAGAACGAGAGGUUUGGCGAAAUAUGGUACAACAAAGAAAGUAACCCGAACAACAAUUACACACAGGGCCACUCCAACUAUACCGUGGCGACGCACCUGACGCGCACGGCCGAGUCGGACGCCGCCUUCCUGCUGCCACACAUCAAGAAGACAGACCACAUCCUCGGCGUUGGCUGCGGCCCCGGUUCCAUCACGACGGGCCUGACCAAGUACGCCGGCGAAGGCGCAACGGUGGGCAUCCGCAUCUCACCCGACGUUCUGCAGAAGGCUAGGACGGUGGCAGCUGAAGCGGGCGUCUCAAGUAAGGGGGCGGGGUCUGUGGUCUUCCAGGAAGCAAACGUCCUGGAACGGCUCCCCUACGCCGACGUCGACGGCGGCAAGGUCCGCACCGGCGCGGGGACCAUGGUGUUCUCAGGUCCGGAAACCAGGAAAUGGUUGGCCUGGCGCGCGGCCGGCUAG